AUGAUUAAACAACAGCAACCACAACAACUUAAGGCACAAAGCACCCAGGUCCCUCAGACCAUUACAUACGCCAUAUAUGCAUAUAAUUCAAAGACGGCAGAACAAACGCAAAGGUUGAAAUAUGGAGAUUUGGAGAUAGUAUUGAAAAAUGACCAUUUCGAAUUCGUUUGCAAAGGUGGUACAGUGAUAUCAAAUAUAAAAGAAAUUUUAUUUAUGAAUUCAAAAAUUAAAGGAAUAACGGAUGAUAUAACAUCAAUUCCACCAGAAGAACAAAGAUAUUACGCAUUAAAUGCAUUUCCUAAAGUUUUGAAGAUUGGAAGAUUUAAUUUAAAUGAGGAAUUCAUAAAAGGUUUCCUAAAUGACAUAAUGAAGAAAGCAGAUAAGGAAUAUGUGGCUAGUGAGUUAAUGAAGAAAGCAGAUAAGGAAUAUGUGGCUAGUGAGUUAAUGAAGAAGGCAGAUAAGGAAUAUGUCAACAGUGAGUUAGAGAAGAAAGCAGAUAAGGGACUUAUGGCUAGUGUGUUAGCGAAGAAGGCAGAUAAGGAAUAUGUUAAUGAAAAAGAUAAUGAAAUUAAAGAAAGGGUUGAAUGGUAUCAUGAAUGGACAUCAAAGAUUUUAAAAACUAAAGCUGAUACAGGAUGGGUUUCAGGAUGUUUAGACCUUAAAGCUGAUACAGGAUGGGUUUCAGGAUGUUUAGACCUUAAAGCUGAUAAGGAAUAUGUCAACAGUGUGUUAGCGAAGAAGGCAGAUAAGGAAUAUGUGAAUGAAAUAUACCAAAGUUUGAUAGGAACAACUGAAAAUAUUGAAACUAUUGUUGGUGACUUUUCUGUCUAUGAAGAAAAUAAAUAUUAUAGAUGGCAGUUUGUACACUCCUUAAAAAAUGGUAUACGGUAUAAACUCAUUCCGAAAAAUAACAAUGAAAUGUAUGUAAGCUAUAUAAAGAAUGAUGGUACACAAGUUAAAGUUCCAUUAGACAACAACUGUUACUUGAACUUAUAUGGAGACGAACAAAAGAAAUAUUUAAGAGUUUAUGAAAUGACAGAUAUGACAUUGUCUAACCUAG
Molecule: messenger RNA, 1060 nt
Organism: Trichomonas vaginalis G3
Lineage: Eukaryota; Parabasalia; Trichomonadida; Trichomonadidae
Exons: 1
Source: RefSeq, a predicted model, not a curated record